GGCCCGUCUAAGGCCCUGACUCCCAAUUUGGGACCACUCAUCCCGUGUGUCAUUAGGCGUCACGCCUUGGACUGUGCUCGCGUCUGCGAUUGGCCUAAUAGGCCUCGCAGGAAGCGGGAAGAUGGGAAGAGCCGGGUGUGAACCCCAGGCGUUGCCCCCUUUCCGGCAGGAUAGUCUGGCCACGCCGCUCCCUCGCGGGUUUAAAUCCCUUCCUCCCCUUGGCUUCGCGAGGACCUGGAUGGUCAGAGAAGCCACUCUCGGGGUCGUUUACCCCGGAAUCUCGGGAGGCUGACAGGGGCGUGCGAGCUCGGGCGCCAGUCCCCGCUCAGGGUCCCCCAGACCCCGCGUGAACCAGGUUCCUACACUCGGAUGGGAGGACGGGAGGCAGCCUCAGGCUUCGUCCGCCUCGAAACCCUGGGCGCUGAAACCAGACAGAGCAGCGCAGCGCCGGGCUGGGAAGGAGCCGGGUGGCGCGGGGACGGCUCAGGGCUCCGGGCAUCCACCCACGGCCUACCGCACCCCGACAGCAGGCCCGGAGGAAGUCAGGCGCGUACCCCGAUUUCAUGAAGAAACCGAGCGACUGAGGGGGAAGCCAUGGGCCAGGCUCCUGCGGGGAGGCAGCAGGUCUCCGGGCCUGAGGACAGGUCCUCGUCCUCGUCAGCCCCUUCUGCCUGUCCCCGCCCUUCCCCCUCAGGACAGCCCCAAAUCGGAGGCCACCAUCUCCACCACGGAGCCUGCCCCUCCCACCCCCCCACCUUCCUGCCCACCCAUUCGCGGGUCCGGGGUGGCAGGAAGGGAGGUGCCGGGCACGGGCCGUGAACAGCAACCCCCUCCCGCUCAGAGCCGCCGCCGCCUGCGCCCCGUCCGCACAGGCCUCACCCCGGCCAUGCCCCCCACCCAGCCCUGGAGCCCCAGCCCUGGGGGGGCGUCCUGGGACUACUCGGGGUCCGACGGCCUGGAGGAGGAGCUGGAGCUGUGUCCCACCCGGGACCUGCCCUACGGCCACGCCUACGUGCCCGCGCUCUACCUGGCGGCCUUCGCGGUGGGGCUGCUGGGCAACGCCUUCGUGGUGCGGCUCACGGCCGGGCGGCGCGGCCCGCGGCGGCUGGUGGACACCUUCGUGCUGCACCUGGCGGUCGCCGACCUGGGCCUCGUGCUCACGCUGCCGCUGUGGGCCGCGGCGGCGGCGCGCGGCGGCCGCUGGCCGUUCGGCGAGGGCCUGUGCAAGCUGAGCUGCUUCGCGCUGGCGGGCACGCGCUGCGCGGGCGCGCUGCUGCUGGCGGGCAUGAGCGUGGACCGCUACCUGGCCGUGGUGAAGCUGCUGGACGCGCGGCCGCUGCGCACCCCGCGCUGCGCGCGCGCCACGUGCUGCGGCGUGUGGGCCGCCGCGCUGCUGGCCGGCCUGCCGUCCCUGCUCUACCGCGGGCUGCAGCCGCUGCCGGGCGGCCGGGGCAGCCAGUGCGGCGAGGAGCCCUCCGACGCCUUCCAGGGCCUCAGCCUGCUGCUGCUGCUGCUCACCUUCGUGCUGCCCCUGGGCGUCACCCUCUUCUGCUACUGCCGCAUCUCGCGCCGCCUGCGCCGGCCGCCGCACGUGGGCCGGGCCCCGCGGAACUCGCUGCGCAUCAUCUUCGCCAUCGAGGGCGCCUUCGUGGGCUCCUGGCUGCCCUUCGGCGCGCUGCGGGCCGUCUUCCACCUGGCGCGGCUGGGGGCGCUGCCGCUGCCCUGUCGCCUGCUGCUGGCGCUGCGCUGGGGCCUCACCAUCGCCACCUGCCUGGCCUUCGUCAACAGCUGCGCCAACCCGCUCAUCUACCUCCUGCUGGACCGCUCCUUCCGAGCCCGCGCGCGCCGCGGGGCGUGUGGGCGCGCCGGGCGCCGGGCGCGCAGGGCCAGCUCCUCGCUCUCGGGCGCCUCCUCGCCCUCCAGGGACGACAGCUCCGUGUUCUGGGGCCGGCCCUGACCGCAACUGCUGACCCGGUCGCUGCCCCGCCGGUGGAGCUGGAGGUGGGCGGCAGCGCAGCGCCGAGGGGAGGGGAGGCCGGGCCGGGGCUGCGCUCCCGGCCGCGCCCGUUCUGCUCCAGCCCGCGCUCCCCACGCCGGCCGAGCUGAUUGAACCCCCAACCGGGCUGCCCAGACCAGCUGCUCGCUCAGCGCGGCCGGCGCCUGCGCUGAUUUUCUCCAGUCCCGGAGAGACCCUGUGAGACGGAGCAGGCACACAGCCUCCCCAGACAGGAGGGCAGCCGAUUUCCUCUCUGCCUCAGCCAGAGUAGCACCGGCCGAGGCCACUCCUUUCUCUGCCCCCUCUGGUCCCCGACUGCAGCCCGUGCCUUCUGAGAAACGCCUUCUUCAAGCCAGACCCUCUGGCCCUCUCACUCUCCAAAACGUUCUAGAGAACAUGGGGAUCCACAGCCCUGGGUACUGGAUCGUCUUUGUAGCUGCCUCGACUGUGUCGUUGGGCACCAUCAAUUCCAGGCUUCAUUUCCAAAGCUCACCAAAGCCGUGGAGACCAGCCCCAAAGGGAGUGAGCCGCCCCAUUCGUUCCUCUGGACAUUUCUCCCCAAGUGAUGGCCCGCCCUGGUUUGUGUCUGGUGACCCUUCUCCGCUCUCCCACGAAGCUGCAGGACUCACCUGGAAAGUCGUUCCGGCCUUCCCUCUGGACAGAGGCUCCUGAAAUCCCGCGCCAGGCAGUGGGAUUCUCGUCCGCUCAGCGGGGCCCCAGACUCCGGUGUGUGAGUGCGCCUCUCAAUAAACACUCGCCAGCCCUCGCCUGACAGCUUGCGUUGCUUGAGCAGUGGGACAGGAGUGAGUGUCGGCAGGGAGGGGGUGGCACGCUGGGCCAGACAGAACUCAACGCAGGAGUUGGGGUUGACCUCAGGAUGACGAGGACUUGGGGGAUGCGGGGACCGUGACGGCCAGCUGCACUGUGACCCCACAGGAGGGCAGCAAAUUGUUUCUUCUUAUUAUUUUUAAGGACAUUUCCCAUUUUGAAGGUUAAAGAAAGGAAACAAAAAAGGUGCAAGGGCACUGCCAGCUAGGUGUCACUUCAAAGAGGACAUGUAUCAUUUCAAUUUUCAAAUACAUAUUGGGCCUUUUUUCCUACCCUUUUGAGACCUUCCAGUACAAAUGUUUGGG
Microcebus murinus (gray mouse lemur) is the source of this 3129-nucleotide messenger RNA. It is a transcript of the gene GPR25, whose product is annotated as G protein-coupled receptor 25. Gene Ontology annotation, molecular function: C-C chemokine receptor activity; C-C chemokine binding. Gene Ontology annotation, biological process: immune response; calcium-mediated signaling; G protein-coupled receptor signaling pathway. Lineage: Eukaryota; Metazoa; Chordata; Mammalia; Primates; Cheirogaleidae. The record is from RefSeq and is a predicted model, not a curated record. Gene Ontology annotation, cellular component: membrane; external side of plasma membrane.